GGAGGAACCCGCGGUCCCGCCGCCGUGGCCCGAGGGCCCCCGGGGCAUGGCCGCUGGGCCCCCGGUGGAGGAACGCUUCCGCCAGAUGCACCUCCGAAAGCAGGUGUCCUACAGGACUUGCAAGCCCGAGGCCGGCAGCCUGGAGCUGGAGCCAGAGCCGGGGCUCGCCUGCCCACGGGGACCCAGGCCCCCACCUGCUCGCCCACCUCCUGCCUGCCACCCUGCCUUCCAGAUCAGCCACCUGCUGCCCCUGCCAUGGAGACCUUCUUUAGGAGACACUUCCAGCGGAAGGUGCCAGGCCCUGGAGAGGGGCAGCGGCGGCCCGGUGGUGUGGGGCUGCCCACGGGCAAGGCCCGACGCCGCUCCCCUGCCGGCCAGGCCUCAUCCUCCCUGGCACAGCGGCGCCGCUCCAGCGGCCAGCUCCAGGGCUGCCUCCCGGUCUGCGGGGUGGGGGCCCAGGGCACCCGCCGCCGGCGCUCCAGCACCGCACCCCCCUCCUGCAACCCCCGCUUCCUCGUGGACGAGGUGCCCACCGCACAGCCUGCCACUGGUGGGGCCCGGCUUCUGGGCGCACCCCUGCUGUUGGCCGGGCUUGUGGGCAUGAAUGAGGAGGAGGAGGGGGAGAGGGUCCAGAAGGACAUGACAGUUGCGGCAUUGAGUGCCACCCAGCCAGGUGCCGAGAGCCCAGGGUGCCCCCCGCCCCAGGCCGCCCGGGCCCUGCUGCCUGUGCCACGGUGCCUGCGCCGGCGCCGCACCUCCUCCCACCUGCUCCCUGCGGACGUGGUGUACGACUGUGCCCGCUGGGGCCUGCACGGUUACUACAGCUGCCUCAGCCAGCAGCGGCCCGGGGGCCAGCACCCUGGCCCCAUGAUGCCCGCCCGUGUGCGCCCGCUCUCCCGCAGGCGCCAGGUAGCCCUACGGCGCAAGUCAGCCGGACCCCAGGCCUGGAGCGCCCUGCUUGCGAAAGCCAUCACCAAGUCGGGCCUUCAGCACCUGGCCCCCCCUCCUCCCACUCCCGGGGCCCCGUGCAGCGAGCCAGAGCGGCAGAUCCGGAGCACUGUGGACUGGAGCGAGUCGGCGACAUAUGGGGAGCACAUCUGGUUCGAGACCAACGUGUCGGGGGACUUCUGCUAUGUUGGGGAGCAGUACUGUGUAGCUAAGAUGCUGCAGAAAUCGGUGUCCCGGAGAAAGUGUGCAGCCUGCAAGAUCGUGGUGCACACCCCCUGCAUCGCUCAGCUGGAGAAGAUCAACUUCCGCUGUAAGCCGUCCUUCCGUGAGUCGGGCUCCAGGAACAUCCGUGAGCCAACCUUUGUGCGGCACCACUGGGUACACAGGCGGCGCCAGGAUGGCAAGUGUCGGCACUGUGGGAAGGGCUUCCAGCAGAAGUUCACCUUCCACAGCAAGGAGAUUGUGGCCAUCAGUUGCUCCUGGUGCAAGCAAGCCUACCACAGCAAGGUAUCCUGCUUCAUGCUGCAGCAGAUUGAGGAGCCGUGCUCCCUGGGGGUACACGCUGCCGUGGUCAUCCCACCCACCUGGAUCCUCCGGGCCCGCAGGCCCCAGAAUACCCUCAAGGCAAGCAAGAAGAAAAAGAGAGCAUCCUUCAAGAGGAAAUCCAGCAAGAAAGGGCCCGAGGAGGGCCGCUGGAGACCCUUCAUCAUCAGGCCCACCCCGUCCCCCCUCAUGAAGCCCCUGCUGGUGUUUGUGAACCCCAAGAGUGGGGGCAACCAGGGCGCCAAGAUCAUCCAGUCCUUCCUCUGGUAUCUCAAUCCCCGCCAAGUCUUUGACCUGAGCCAGGGAGGGCCCAAGGAGGCGCUGGAGAUGUACCGCAAGGUGCACAACCUGCGGAUCCUGGCGUGCGGGGGCGACGGCACGGUCGGCUGGAUCCUCUCCACUCUGGACCAGCUCCGCCUAAAGCCGCCGCCGCCUGUCGCCAUCCUGCCUCUGGGCACUGGCAACGACCUGGCCCGCACCCUCAACUGGGGUGGGGGCUACACAGAUGAGCCCGUGUCCAAGAUCCUCUCCCACGUAGAGGAGGGGAACGUGGUGCAGCUGGACCGCUGGGACCUCCGCGCUGAGCCCAACCCCGAGGCGGGGCCUGAGGAGCGUGACGACGGUGCCACCGACCGGCUGCCCCUGGAUGUCUUCAACAACUACUUCAGCCUGGGCUUUGAUGCCCACGUCACCCUGGAGUUUCAUGAGUCUCGAGAGGCCAACCCAGAGAAAUUCAACAGCCGCUUUCGGAACAAGAUGUUUUAUGCCGGGACAGCUUUCUCCGACUUCCUGAUGGGCAGCUCCAAGGACUUAGCCAAGCACAUCCGGGUGGUGUGUGAUGGAACUGACCUGACGCCCAAGAUCCAGGACCUGAAACCCCAGUGCAUCGUUUUCCUCAACAUCCCCAGGUACUGCGCGGGCACCAUGCCCUGGGGCCACCCUGGGGAGCACCACGACUUCGAGCCCCAGCGGCACGAUGAUGGCUACCUCGAAGUCAUCGGCUUCACCAUGACAUCCCUGGCAGCGCUGCAGGUUGGUGGGCAUGGCGAGCGGCUGACGCAGUGCCGUGAGGUGGUGCUCACCACGUCCAAGGCUAUCCCAGUGCAGGUGGACGGCGAGCCCUGCAAGCUCGCGGCCUCCCGCAUUCGCAUCGCCCUGCGCAACCAGGCCACCAUGGUGCAGAAGGCCAAGCGGCGGAGCGCCGCCCCCCUGCACAGCGAUCAGCAGCCGGUGCCGGAGCAGCUGCGGAUCCAGGUGAGCAGAGUCAGCAUGCACGACUACGAGGCCCUGCAUUACGACAAGGAGCAGCUCAAGGAGGCCUCGGUGCCCCUGGGCACUGUGGUGGUCCCAGGAGACAGCGACCUCGAGCUCUGCCGGGCGCACAUCGAGAGGCUCCAGCAGGUGAGGGGGGCCGGGAGCCUGCCCUGGGCCGCCCCAGCUGCUCGAGGGCUGCUCUCUGCCAGCCCCGGCCUGUGCUUCUCUCAACAGGAGCCCGAAGGUGCUGGAGCUGGGUCCCCAACGUGCCAGAAACUUUCCCCCAAGUGGUGCUUCCUCGAUGCCACCACUGCCAGCCGCUUCUACAGGAUCGACCGGGCCCAGGAACACCUCAACUAUGUGACUGAGAUCGCACAGGACGAGAUUUAUAUCCUGGACCCAGAGCUGCUGGGGGCAUCAGCCCGGCCGGACCUCCCAACCCCGACGUCCCCUCUCCCCACCUCCCCCUGCUCACCCACGCCCCGGUCACUGUCAGGGGAUGCUGCAGCUCCUAAAGGUGAAGAGCUGAUCGAGGCCACCAAGAGGAACGACUUCUGUAAGCUCCAGGAGCUGCACCGAGCCGGGGGCGACCUCAUGCACCGGGACGAACGGAGCCGCACGCUCCUGCACCACGCCGUCAGCACCGGCAGCAAGGACGUGGUCCGCUACCUGCUGGACCACGCCCCUCCAGAAAUCCUUGACGCCGUGGAGGAAAACGGGGAGACGUGUCUGCACCAGGCGGCAGCCCUGGGCCAGCGCACCAUCUGCCACUACAUCGUUGAGGCAGGGGCCUCUCUCAUGAAGACAGACCAGCAGGGCGACACUCCCAGGCAGCGGGCUGAGAAGGCUCAGGACACCGAGCUGGCCGCCUACCUGGAGAACCGGCAGCACUACCAGAUGAUCCAGCGGGAGGACCAGGAGACGGCUGUGUAGCUGUGGGGCCCGCGAGGGCGGCAGGACGCCGGCCAGAGGACCGGGCCCUCCUGCCCGCCUCACUGCCACAUUCCAGUUGGACUGCCACGGGGGGACCCAGGCCCCAGGGAAGGAGCCCCGGGCUGCCCCCUGAGGAGCCGCCAGACCUAGGGCUGGACUCUGAGGAGCUGGGGGGCUCACCUGUCCCCCUGAGGCCCCAGUCUGACUACAGCCUCACAGGGGAACAGGAAACUGGACUGGGCUGGGCAUGCCUUUGGGGGCUGGGCCUGGGCCACCUCAGGGCGGCCCUUCCUGGGGUUUAGGGGGCAGGGUGGGGCACAGGGGCUUGAGGCCCUAUUGGGGAGCCUGCAGGAAGAGGUUUCCUAAGCCCCCGGGGCCUUUCAGAGCCCCCUUUGAGGCUCUGGCCCUCUGUGCCCUGACCCCACCCUCCCCAGGGCCUCCUCCCGGAAACGGAGCCGCUGCAUUUGCCUGCCCACUGCCCUGCUUGGCACCUACCCCGUGACCCUCCCCAUGUACCCAGUCAUUGCAACGCCGACUGUGUGGCCUGGGGGCUGGGGUGGGCUCUCACGGUGACAUGUUUACAGCUGGGUGUGACUCAGUAAAGUGGACUUUUUUCCUUUC
This is a messenger RNA of Equus quagga, 4299 nucleotides long. RefSeq names its product diacylglycerol kinase zeta (gene DGKZ). The record is from RefSeq and is a predicted model, not a curated record. Gene Ontology annotation, molecular function: ATP-dependent diacylglycerol kinase activity; protein binding. Gene Ontology annotation, cellular component: nucleus. Lineage: Eukaryota; Metazoa; Chordata; Mammalia; Perissodactyla; Equidae. The coding region runs from base 256 to 3678 and encodes 1140 amino acids. The transcript has 32 exons. Gene Ontology annotation, biological process: regulation of synaptic transmission, glutamatergic; lipid phosphorylation; intracellular signal transduction.